CAAAGAGAAGAGCCGUCUAGUGUCGGUGUCGGUGAUUUAUUCACUUUAAAGCGGAGAGUUUUUGUUUAGUCACCUUUAAAACGUCAGCUACUGACGCCUGAACCUGCGCUGACAGAAGCCAGUAAACAAAGGCGCUCUAUAGCUGAGGAGAAGGCUGUUAGCUUUGCUGCUACGCCCACUUUAUGGUCUUCAGUCAGCGGGCUAAUGCGGACGAAACCAGGGCCCGAAUGUGUCGAACAUAACUUUCUGACACCAAUUUUAAUGAGGGGAAAAACAAGAAGAGGGGUUAGCUGUUCUGUGCAUGGCUGUGUCUGGUACUACACUAACCUUGAGCUGAGUUGCCUGAGCCUGCUCUCCUCUACCUGUCAUAAGGCAACAGGAAGAAGCAUCCAGCUUCUUCUUUCUGGACAGCCCUCCUUACUCUGACCACUGGCACAGCUCCACCAACUAUCCAAGAGAUAGAUGAGCCUAGAAGACUUUCCCUGGAGCUGAGUGGAGCCUGGCCUGGGGGAGAUGAUGCCAUGUGUGUAGAACCUCACCUGUUCAAGCCAUGAGCCACCAGGAGGCACCGCUGGGCCAGGAGCUGAGUGAGGUGGUUGAAGCUGACCUGGAGCGGCGGGGCCCCGAGGGCCAGCAGCCACCCUCUCACCGCAGACGGCAUGACAACUCGGGCCGCUCUCGUAACCACCACAAUGGGCAUGGUGGAGAAAAUGCCCAUGGGCAGCAUGGAGCGCAGCGUUACCGUCGGUACGAGGGCUCCGAGGGGGCUGGCCGCCCACGCAUGUCCCGCAGGACACCUGAAGAGGGUGAUUUGGAGCAGCAACAUGCACAGCAGCCCAUUCCACGCCCAGCGGUGACCCGUUACCGCCGCCAGGGUGACGCAGAGGCACGGCUUCGGGCGCAGCAGCAGAGGCAAAGACAGCGGGAGAGGCAGCAGAGGGAGGCAGAGAGGGCUGAGCAACAGAGGCUGGAACAGCAGCAGCCUGGAGAGCCCGAGGAGGACGAGGAGGGAGGCAAUGCCCUGGCACGCUCAGCCAGCACCGAAAGUGGCUUCCACAACCACACAGACCGGGCCGAGGGAGACGCUGUCAUGGCCUUGGAGGCAGAGCCUGAGGAUGAGAGCACAUACGGCGUCCCUCUGCGGCCUGAGGCUGAAGAAUACACAGAGAGUGCUGAGUCAGAGCAGCAGCCAGCAGGACCGCCCCAUGCACAGCCCCAUUACCCUCCACAGCCACCACCACUGCCCCGGGAGCCUUUGCCUAACACUGAGAGGCCACCCAGACAUGACGCUGAGGCCCUCAACCCCAACUACUCCAACUACGUUUAUACACAGCCACUGUACCGCAGGCCAGGUCGCGAGGGCCAAGCCCAAGCCGAAGAUGAGCCCUAUUCUGAACCCUAUGCCGACUAUGCCGUCCAAGAGCAUGUGUACGAGGAGAUCCCAGAAGCCCCUGGGACGCAGGCUGAGGGCCAGACGGCACAGCAGCGGCAACGGGCUGGCUUCCGGCUAUUUGAGCGAAACUCGUACCGGCAGCAGGAGGCCGUGGGCUCCAGGCUACACCACUAUGACGAGCGCUCAGACGGCGAGUCGGACAGCCCAGAGAAGGAAGCAGAGUUUGCACCAUACCCACGUGCUGACAGCUGCGAGCAAGACGAGGACAUUGACCAGAUUGUGGCUGAGGUGAAGGAGAGCCUGAGUUCGCAGAGCUUGGAGCAUGCAGCCGGAAGCACGGGCAGAGAGGAGGAAGAAGAGGAUGAAUGGCCCGAGUCUGAGCACCACGAGCAAGCUGAGAUGAAGGAGGGCAAGCUUCAGGAGCCCCCAGGUGAGGAGGGGAAAGGAGAGGAGGGUAUGACCCCUGAAGGCAGCCCUUCCGAGGAGCAGGCUCCUGCCAGGAGCAGUCGGCAAAAGAGGGAUGCUAUCUCUCUGGCCAUCAAGGACAUCAAGGAGGCCAUCGAGGAGGUGAAGACCAGGACAGUGCGCUCGCCAUACACGCCAGAUGAGCCUAAAGAGCCCAUCUGGGUGAUGAGGCAGGACCUGAGCCCCACCGUGGAGUCAGACCUACAGCCGUCACUAGGGGGUGAUUCCCCAGGUUCAGGCUCCACCUCUCCACAGGGGGCGGAGUCUUCCAGCCGCCACCUGCCGCUGCACGAGGGGAGUGACAGCUUUGAGUCCCCAUCCCCUGCCAGCAAAGAGUCAAGGAGAAGCCUUGCCGCGUUUCCAACAUAUGUGGAAGUUCCAGGCCCUUGUGACCCAGAGGACCUCAUUGAUGGCAUCAUCUUCGCAGCAAACUAUCUUGGUUCAACGCAGCUGCUCUCGGACAAGACGCCCUCGAAGAAUGUGCGCAUGAUGCAGGCUCAGGAGGCUGUCAGCCGCAUCAAGACGGCCCAGAAAUUAGCCAAAAACAGGAAGAAGGCGCCUGAAGGUGAAGCUCAGCCCAUGACUGAGGUGGAUCUUUUUAUUUCCACUCAGAGAAUCAAAGUUCUCAAUGCAGACUCCCAGGAGACCAUGAUGGACCACCCCUUGAGAACCAUCUCCUACAUCGCUGACAUUGGAAACAUUGUGGUACUGAUGGCUAGGAGAAGAAUGCCUCGCUCCGACUCUCAGGAGAAUAUGGAGGCAUCUGACCCAGCCCAGGAUGAGAAGCGGCAGUACAAGAUGAUCUGUCACGUGUUCGAGUCUGAAGAUGCACAGCUCAUAGCACAGUCCAUUGGCCAAGCCUUCAGUGUAGCAUACCAAGAAUUCUUGCGUGCCAAUGGCAUCAACCCCGAAGACCUGAGCCAGAAAGAGUAUAGUGACCUCCUCAACACACAGGACAUGUACAACGAUGACCUCAUACACUUCUCCAAGUCUGAGAACUGUAAAGAUGUUUACAUAGAGAAGCAAAAGGGAGAAAUUCUAGGUGUGGUGAUUGUAGAGUCUGGCUGGGGCUCCAUCCUUCCCACAGUCAUUAUCGCUAACAUGAUGCAUGCUGGACCUGCGGAAAAAUCAGGAAGACUAAAUAUAGGAGACCAGAUCAUGUCUAUCAAUGGCACCAGCCUUGUUGGACUCCCUCUUUCCACCUGUCAAAGCAUUAUUAAGGGGUUGAAGAACCAGUCCAGAAUCAAGCUGAACAUUGUCAGAUGCCCACCAGUCACCACCGUCCUCAUCAGAAGACCAGACCUGAGAUACCAGCUCGGCUUUAGCGUGCAAAAUGGCAUUAUUUGCAGCCUUAUGAGAGGGGGAAUAGCUGAGCGAGGCGGGGUCCGUGUGGGUCACCGCAUCAUUGAAAUCAAUGGCCAGAGUGUUGUAGCCACUCCUCAUGAGAAGAUUGUACACAUCCUGUCAAAUGCAGUUGGUGAGAUUCACAUGAAGACUAUGCCAGCUGCCAUGUACCGCUUGUUGACAGCCCAGGAGCAACCAGUUUACAUCUGAAGCCACAAUACUACCCUCAGCCUCUUGACCUGUCCUCACCUCACCUAACCCCUAAUCCUUCUUUAAACUCCUACGGACUGCUGACUGAAUGAUUGAACUGAGCUCCACCAACCAUGACUCCUUUUUUCCAUGAAGUUUUCCUUUCUAUUUACUGCCUUUCCCUUUCUGUCUCAGCUUCCCUCAGUGUGAUGAUGUUUGCUUCAGUGUGUUGAACAUCUGUUUCUGCACAUGUCUGACUGUCCAGGAGGAAAACAGUGAUGGAAAGAGAGAAAGACCAAGAUGAAGAGCUCACUUUCUGGACACAUAAUAUGCUGCCCUCUUAAACACUCCUGUUUAAGAGCCCUAUUUAACCCCUGUUUGAAAGUUCUCUAGCUAUGCUGUGAGUGCAAGCGGUGUGGAUGUUGAUGUUCUCCAUGGAAAAAUGCCAGACAGAUCUUGCCUUUUCUCUCCUUUUUUUCCUGGUAUUUAUUUGAGCCUGGCAGCCAUCAAACAUUCCAGCUUCAUUCUGUUCCGCUGCAGUUUUAAAAGGGCAGCUGUUAGAGAAAGAGUGUGGAAAAGUGGACCAAAAAAUGUGAAAACUGUGUUCUCCAAGUGUGCAUUCCUUAGAAUAAUGGCUUAUUAGAGUAAACGGGAUGGUUGUGUGGUUCUGAAGAAAUUUUGAAUUCCUCACAGUAUAUAACAUAAAAUGUGGACUUUUAAUGCCUUAAUCAAAAUCAUGAUGCCAUACUUUGUAAGAAGGGAAUUAAAACAGACGUUUCAGCACAUGAUAUAUCAUCAGAGGAACAUCAGCAGGUCGAACAGAACGCUGACCUCUUUAUUUAAUGUUAUGGAAAGACUCUGUUGGUCUUUUUGGUAGGGCAGAAUGACCAAAUUAUUAGAAGUGAGUCAGUUGUUGGCAAAACUUGUUUCAAAGAUUCAGAACUAUGGUCAACACUGAUUUCGUUUUGCAUGAUGCAUAGGAUCCACAUGUGGAAACUGAUUUGUAUUCAGUUUUCUUUUUGUUUUUUUCUUUUUUUUUGGAUUGAUGUGCAAUUUGAUAUUUUGUGGUGAAUUACAGAUUUCUGGAAUUUUCACGUUAUCCUGGUGUACAGAACAUUUGCUUUUUCAUUGUUUUUUCUAUUUUUCUUAUGCACCCUUCAUAUUUAAGGAUGACAUUGCUAUUUAAUUUGUUCACAUUUGUAUUUUAUUUUAGUUUGAAGAAUUUAUACUUGAAAAAAACUUAUUUGAAGAAACCUCUGUUUGUAAAGUUAUAAGCCGUAUACAGACUUUUCCUUGAGAUAUUUUCUUAACUGUUUUUUUUUUUCACGUUUGAGACCAGCUUUUUUUAACCUUUUUUUUAAACAUGUAAAUGUAAUGUAAUGCAAUUGUAACAGCUUUUAACUUCAAGUUUAUCAUUUAACACAUUAUUAAUUUGUUUAUUGAUACCUAUUUUCCAUGUAAUUUACUUGCUCCCCAAUUUUUAGACUGCUGUAAUCAUUCACAGCAGACUUUUAAAGUGCAUUUCCUGACUAAUUUGGCUAAGUUUAAUCUAGGUCUGUGGGCUAAUCCCACAAGCUCUUUCAGGGAAUUUGAUUAAAGGGAAGUGAUGUAGUAUGGAUUAUCAGUCUACAUUAAUAGAGCGCUCUCUGACAUCUAUUACAGAGUCUAGUUUGAGGAGAUAAGCACAUCAGGUUUUGCAGGUUUUGAGCCAUUUGUGCACCCAAAGCUUGGCCUAUCAGCAGGCCUCUGCAUGCUGCCCUCAUUAUUACUACCUAGUAGAAAGCAGAUAGGUACUUAAGUAAAACUGUCAUUAAUUUGGCUCAUGUGAGAGUAAAAGUAACAUUCCAGGAACAAAUAGAGUAGAAGUGCAAAACCACCAGUACAAAAAGCACCGAAACUUCAUCAGAAUAUGCAUCAUCUGUCAAAAAGCAGAAGUUUGUUUGAUUCUGUUCUUCUCUUUUUUUAUGAACUAUUGGUCUAACAUAAAACAAUAAAUCAUAAAAGUCCAAAAGGUGGGACCAAUCGCAAAGCAGUACAGAUGCUGUCACUAACAUAAUGAAAGUAAACAAUGAAGUUAAAAGUAUAUUAAGCUUACUAGACAAAAAAUUAGUUGCAUGCAUCAUUUUCUUUUCUAAUACUUAAUUAUGCAUCCCCUUGCCUUAAUACAGCAUUAAUCCUGUCAGGUAAGGAUUGCACCGGUCACUUGAAACUGUCCUUUUAAACCCACUUUUCUACUAACUGGGUGCAGAUUUCAGUUUGUAUUUUAGCAUUUCACUUGCUGUUCCAAAUUGAGAAUUAGGAGGUUUGCUGUUAUUGCUGGUCAAACUGUUCUAGUGUUCCAUCAUGUCUGUUGAACCAGUCACAUACAGAUACCUUACAGUUGUCAUCCUUUAAUGUGGGGAUGUCAGUGCUGUGUUAUGCUUGGACAUGAAGCACAAAGCUAGUGGGCUAAAAUGGAAAGAAACCAUCUCAAGAGCUUGGUGUAAUCCUUUCCUCCUAUUAAGGCAAAGGGAUGUUUACAGCUACACUAUGUAAGAUUUGGGGAUUUGGAGACCUCUCUGGUGUAAAUGUGUAAUUGCGCAUAACGUGCAGAUAAACAUUUUGUAAUAUUGGUCGUACUCUGACAAUUGCAAGUGUUUCGAAAGAGUAUUUCAAAGAGAACUCAGUCAGAACUUGGUGAAGGACGUGUCUUCCGAGAGUGUACAUGGAGUAUCUACUGUCAUCAGUAUAAUUGUCAUGUUGAUUUUGCAUUUGAGACCUCAACAUCGAGCCAGACCUUCUAUUUGAGUCUGCGUGUGACAAUAAUACAUAAAGAUGUGUGCCGUGGUCAGUAAAACUCGACCUGAAAUCUCUUGACCUUUAAAUUUUACUUUUAUUAUUUCAACAGCGCACAUACACCAUAAUUUAACGUUUUUUUUCUCCUGACUUUCAGUUUUAACAAACAAUCUGACAUAGUGCAGCUUUAACCAAGCAUUGGAGAAGAAAUGAUGCAUGUAGUUUUGUCCAGAGAGCUUAUUUUCCUCACAAUUCUACUUGACUAGAAGUAAAAGUAUUAUAAUUUGAAAAUACUCAGAGUGGUACAAACCCAUCAAACGUUUAGUACGUGUAUCUCUACUCUAAGAGCACCUGUUUGUUUUGUUUGUGUUUUUCUCUGUAAUCUUAUUGCAAUGUCUUGCACAAGAUACUCACGUUGUGCAGUGGUACUGUUUAGUUUCUUGUAGAGCACACAAACAUACACUCUCCUUCUUGAGGAGCUAGUUUUCAAUCUCUUGGGUGAUCUUCACCAGAUGACUGUACAAAUGCUAUAUUGCAAUGUUAAUGACACAAGUCUACAUUCACAGCACCUCAGAACUGGCUAUAAGGGUACUGAAGUGUGUUGGAUCCAGCGGUGGCUCUUCUAUACAGAUCGUUUUGUGUGUCCCGUCCCUAAACAUUCUGGCCUUACUAUUGCUGUAUUUUUUACUGCGUGGAUAGUUUUUGUGGAGGAAUAUGGAGGAGGACUUCACAGUUUCUUUUUUUUUUUUGUUGUUAAGCAUGGUCUAUCAUGUCAUUGGUAUGCAUUGCCAUUUCUGCUUGUAGUGGGUGUGAUGUGUGAUGACAUUACUCCACCAUAAACAAAACCAGCUGGAUAACUGUAAACCAAUAUAUAAAUAUAUUUAUAUACACAUAUACAGUACAGUAUACACAUUCAGUGAUUAUAUACAGUAUGUACAAUUAAGAAAGAUAAGCAGUGCAAAAGUCUGAUGCGUAUAGCUCUCCAUCCUAGAGCAUUUCUUGUGUGAAAUGCUUCAGGGUUACGUAGGAAUGAAAUUGCGAUAAGUUCUUUUGUCUUAAUACGUUAUGGUCCGUUGCUGAUUCGUGACAGUUUCCAUUGCAAAAGGCACUGUAUGUAUAAUCUCAACUGAACUGAAUUUGAACUGAAUGUGAAAAGGUACAGUACUAUGUAAAGGUAAACAAUGAAAUGUCCUGUUUAUAUCCAAGUAAAAUUCUAUGGACAGCUCAGUGCUGCUGUUUGAGACUCUGAGCAAUGUAAACAACCUCACACCUCAAAAGUACAAUGUUCAGUUUCACAGGACGUCUGCACUGUAGACCACGUAUGAAAGCAGGACAUUUCUCUGACAAACCAGGCAGCGUUUAGAAAGCUUUAAUGAUUCUGAUGGCUUUAGUGAUGAUUUUUAUGUGGGAUAAUAUUUGACAAGUAACUGUAGCUCCAUAGGUGGCUUGAUAUGGUGAGUCAUGAAGUGCAGUGAGGAAGGAAAACCCCUUGUACAUAUUAAAACACAUGGACCUUGAACAUGUGGAUGUGACAGAUAUAGAAGUGUGGACUGAGACAGUAGAACACAGGGCCUGGCAGAACUGUGCUGUUGAGUUAGGAGAGGAACACGAGUAGUCGGUUGCUGUGGGUUUGACUGUAGUGUUUAUUAUGCACUCGCUCUGAAUGUAAUUAAACUUAUAUCUAUGUUUGUCUAUAUGUCUACGGUAAAGAAUAGGGGAAAAAAAAACACUUUCUGUAAAGCAAUGGCAAUGUUUAUUUAUUUGCUAGCUUUUCCGUGAUGAAUUAUUGAGCCACAUUCCUUUGCGAUAGCAGGAAUGUUUGUAACAGUAUUUACAACAAUAAAUGACUUACUGAGAAAGUACAAACA
Colossoma macropomum (tambaqui) is the source of this 8034-nucleotide messenger RNA. RefSeq names its product amyloid beta (A4) precursor protein-binding, family A, member 1a (gene apba1a). The transcript has 14 exons. Bases 551 to 3412 code for a protein of 953 amino acids. The record is from RefSeq and is a predicted model, not a curated record. Gene Ontology annotation, molecular function: protein binding; amyloid-beta binding. NCBI's taxonomy places the organism in Eukaryota, Metazoa, Chordata, Actinopteri, Characiformes, Serrasalmidae. Gene Ontology annotation, cellular component: cytoplasm; plasma membrane; dendritic spine. Gene Ontology annotation, biological process: chemical synaptic transmission.